This is a messenger RNA of Anolis carolinensis (green anole), 779 nucleotides long. It is a transcript of the gene ube2c, whose product is annotated as ubiquitin conjugating enzyme E2 C. Lineage: Eukaryota; Metazoa; Chordata; Lepidosauria; Squamata; Anolidae. The coding region runs from base 100 to 633 and encodes 177 amino acids. The record is from RefSeq and is a predicted model, not a curated record. The transcript is spliced from 6 exons.
GAUUGGCCGCCAGGCCUGAGCUUUGCAACAUUCAAACUUGGAGGCAGCGGCAGGAGCAGAAGUGAAGGAGGAGGAGGAGGAGGAGGAGGAGGCGGCGGCAUGGCUUCGCAGAACACGGACCCCAGCGGGACCCCCGCCCCGAGGAAGGCCGCCGAGGCCGGCAGCAGCGCCGCCAAGGGCUCCGUCCGCAGCAGGCUGCAGCAGGAGCUCAUGGCCCUGAUGAUGUCUGGGAACAAGGGCGUCUCGGCCUUCCCGGAGUCGGAAAACCUCUUCAAGUGGAUCGGGACCAUAGUCGGAGCGGCCGGGACGGCCUACGAGGGUCUGCGCUACAAGCUGUCCCUGGAGUUCCCCAGUGGCUACCCCUACAACGCGCCCUCCGUGCGGUUCCUGACGCCCUGCUUCCACCCCAACGUGGACCUGCAGGGAAACAUCUGCCUGGACAUCCUCAAGGACAAGUGGUCCGCCCUCUACGACGUCCGCACCAUCCUGCUCUCCAUACAGAGCCUCCUGGGCGAGCCAAACACGGAGAGCCCGCUCAACACAGAGGCCGCAGAGCUCUGGAAGAACCAGCCAGCUUACAAGAAACGCCUCCACGAAUCGUACGCAAAGCAUACGAAGAGCCAGGAAAGUUGAUGAGCCCCCUCCCCUCCCCCCCCUUUCAGAGGGGUGGGUCUUCCCUAAUCCUCCUCCCCCCGCAUUCUUGUAUCAUAGACUGUUUUUAAAUUUAUUUUGUGUUUUCUCCCUCCUUUUAAUGUAUGAAUAAACCCAUUUUAAGUGUC